Molecule: messenger RNA, 678 nt
Organism: Mytilus trossulus (common blue mussel)
Lineage: Eukaryota; Metazoa; Mollusca; Bivalvia; Mytilida; Mytilidae
Exons: 1
Coding region: 1-678 (225 amino acids)
Biological process (GO): DNA integration; DNA recombination
Molecular function (GO): DNA binding
Source: RefSeq, a predicted model, not a curated record
AUGGUAUUAGAAGGUGGUAUAAGAUUGUUAUCUAAACCUUUGAAAAGGAAAGAACCCAUCACCCCUACGAUUUUGAAGAGUAUUAUUGCAAAAUUCGACAAAAAUGACAAUCUGCCAGGGUUGAGAAUCUGUGCUAUGAUGUUGUUAGGGUUUUCCGGGUUUUUAAGAUACGAUGAGUUAGCACACAUCCGAUCUUCUGAUUUAACGUUCAACGAUUCUCAUCUACAAAUAAACAUUCAAAAAAGUAAGACUGAUAGAUAUCGACAGGGUAACACUAUUUUGAUUUCUAGAACUGGUACAGACCUUUGUCCAGUUGCUAUGCUACAGAAAUAUUUUCGCGUUGCAAGUUUGCCAGUUGGGAGUGAAGAUUACAUCUUCAGAGCUCUUUCAUACUUCAAAUCUAUUGAUAAGCAUAAACUAGCUUGCACGAAUAGGCCGCUUUCUUACACUCGAACUAGGGAAAUUAUUUUAAACGCGAUUUCUGAAAUAGGCCUGAAUAGUUCUUUAUUUGGUUUACAUAGUCUAAGGAGCGGGGGCGUUACAGCAGCUGCUAGUAAUUCUGUUCCCGACAGGCUUUUGAAAGCUCACGGUAGAUGGAAGACAGACAAGGCUAAAGAUGGUUACAUAAAAGAAAAGUUAGAAAAUAGACUUAAAAUUUCUCAAAAUUUGGGAUUAUAA